AUGUGGAUGAUUCCAUUGGGUUUCACAAUCAUCAAUGCAACGAGAAAUUGGCCCAGAUUUAUGCUCGUUCAUGUUACACAAUCGAAUAUUUAUGAUAUUCUUUCGGCAUAUACCCAGGUUAUUAUGGCACGGUCGGUUCCGGCCGGUUAGGCUCGUUUUCCGACCAUUUCCUUGCCGCCGGAUUCCGGCCGGAAGGUGGAAACGGUCAGGAACGGAGCGGAUAUGUUCUGUGCAAUCCCGGCCGGCAUCCG
Adineta ricciae is the source of this 251-nucleotide messenger RNA. The record is from the annotation of a GenBank genome assembly. Lineage: Eukaryota; Metazoa; Rotifera; Eurotatoria; Adinetida; Adinetidae.